CUCGUUUUACUUGUUUGGUGCACCGGCCGCCCUCUGAGAACGCUGCGAAAGAGCUGUAUUUCCGAGCACAUCACACAAGACAAGCACCAUGGCACAGCCGAGCACAUACAAGAUCCUCGUCCUGCCGGGCGACCACGUCGGCCCCGAGGUGAUGGCCGAGGCGCUCAAGGUUCUCGACGUGAUCGAGGAGUGCCGGCCGGGCCUCAAGUUUACGCGCACCUUUGACCUAGUGGGUGGGGCGAGUAUCAACAAGCACGGGGUUCCCAUCACCAACGCCGUGCUUGACCUGGCAGCAUCGAGCGAUGCCGUGCUCUUCGGUAGCAUCGGCGGCCCGGAGUGGGCGGCCGCGAACCCGACUCCCGAGUCUGGGUUGCUGAGGCUGCGGCAGCGCCUGGACGCCUUUGCCAACCUCCGGCCAUGCGAGAUCUUCGUCCCGUCCCUGGUGGACGCCUCCCCGAUCAAGCCCGAGCUGGUGAGGGGGACCAAGUUCGUGGUGGUGCGGGAGAACUGCGGCGGCGCCUACUUCGGCGCCAAGGUGGAGGAGGAGACGACGGCGUCGGACCUGUGGGUGUACAGCUCGUCCGAGGUCGAGCGGCUGGCGCGCGUGAGCGCCGCGGUCGCGCGGCUGAUGGGCCGCGACGGCAGCGGCGGCGGCGGGCCGGCCGUGGUGUGGAGCGCCGACAAGGCCAACGUGCUGGCCAGCGGGCGGCUGUGGAGGCGGGUCACGCAGGAGACCAUGGACAGGGAGUUCCCCGACGUCGAGCUGCGGCACCAGCUCGCCGACAGCAUGGCCAUGCUCAUGGUGCGCGACCCGACGCGCUUCAACGGCGUCGUGCACACCGACAACACCUUCGGCGACGUGCUGUCCGACAUCUCGGGCGGCAUCACGGGCACGCUGGGCGUCCUGCCGAGCGCGAGCAUCUCGGCGGUCCCGGGCGAGGGCCGGUGCAACGGCAUCUACGAGCCCGUGCACGGCAGCGCGCCCGACAUCUCGGGCAGGGGCGUCGUCAACCCCGUCGCCCAGAUCCUCAGUCUGGCCAUGAUGCUUCGCUACUCGUUCCUGCUCGCCGACGAGGCCGCGGCUGUAGAGAAGGCCGUCGGCCACGUGCUGGACUCCAAGGAGGCGGGAGGGUUGGAGAUCCGGACCGGAGAUCUGGGUGGAAGGGCGCGGACGAACGAGGUUGGCGAUGCCAUCUGCGCCGCCCUGCGGAAGUCGCUGCAGACGGCGCAGUAAUGAGAUUGUGUUAUGGUAUGCAUCAAUGAUAUGUGUAAUUGAGGUCACGAAAUGACGCGAGUGCGUCAGUGCUGUUUGGUCAUUGCCUCCACCAUUGAUUCCUCUAGGGUUGGUGCUUCCACA
Messenger RNA from Gaeumannomyces tritici R3-111a-1, 1357 nucleotides. RefSeq lists its product as hypothetical. Bases 89 to 1234 code for a protein of 381 amino acids. NCBI's taxonomy places the organism in Eukaryota, Fungi, Ascomycota, Sordariomycetes, Magnaporthales, Magnaporthaceae. Gene Ontology annotation, biological process: L-leucine biosynthetic process. Gene Ontology annotation, cellular component: cytosol. Gene Ontology annotation, molecular function: magnesium ion binding; 3-isopropylmalate dehydrogenase activity; NAD binding. The transcript has a single exon. The record is from RefSeq and is a predicted model, not a curated record.